This is a messenger RNA of Pimephales promelas (fathead minnow), 3837 nucleotides long. It is a transcript of the gene slc16a4, whose product is annotated as solute carrier family 16 member 4. Lineage: Eukaryota; Metazoa; Chordata; Actinopteri; Cypriniformes; Leuciscidae. Gene Ontology annotation, biological process: transmembrane transport; monocarboxylic acid transport. Gene Ontology annotation, molecular function: monocarboxylic acid transmembrane transporter activity. The record is from RefSeq and is a predicted model, not a curated record.
UCACAUUACUGCCUUUAGGGUUUUCCUCAUGCAUGGUGAAAUCAUCUGAAUACCUAUGCAUUCAUAAUUUUCCCCUGAAGCUGUCACAGUGUAGUAACCUCUUUCAAAUACCCACAGUCCAGGAAAGCAUCUGACAUUUGUUCCACCUGAUUACUUGGCUACUAGGUUUCGGUCACAUGGUCAUUAAAUGCACUAGGGGCCAGUAUUUGGCUCUGCACAGCCUGGGCGCAUUGCAUCCGAUCUGAGCCGGUCAAAGGGGUCAGAUGAGACCCUCGAGAUAUUCAGAGACUAGGGGCAAACUUUCAGAGAGUAAGAGAAAUCCAGCACAGGGAGUCCAGCCAUGUUCAAGGAUGAUUUUGAUAAGAUAUACCAGCACAUAGGAGGAGCUGUAACCGGGGAAUCCACGGCUGUUGCCCGCAGCGUAACUGCAGAUGCGCGCAUUAGGAAACGUCAACACAAAUCAAGCCUUAACAAGUGAAAUCUGGUCUGGAAUAAACUAACUGAGAUCGUUUCGGGAAAUAUGGUGUAAAGUGCUGCACUCCAGUAGCGCGCACUCACAUGAACGCCGCUGGGCUCGCGCGAACCAAACACGAGCGCUAUGCGGCUGCGGACAGCGCGCGACAGCAUCAGCUUUGGCGUUUGGGGUUCGUCAAAUACGGGAUCUACUAGUUGAGCUUCAUGCAGAAGAUGACACAUAAAUAAGGCCCUUCAUUUUCACGUGCUACAACUAUGCUGCCAAAAGACCAACACUGUGAUGGCAAGGCUGCCAAAACCUCCUGCAAUGAAGAAAAAGCCAAGGCCAUGAAGAAUCAAAAGAAGGAGGUUGUGUAUGUGGACCCACCAGAUGGCGGUUGGGGUUGGAUGGUGGUUCUGCAUUGUUUCCUGGUGAACGUGUUGGUGAUGGGUACAUUGAAGAGCUUUGGUAUAUUCUUUGUGGCACUGCAGGAUGAGUUUGGUGGCUCGUCCGAGAGCAUCAGCUGGAUUGGAUCCAUAAUGUCCAGCCUCAGGCUCUCCGGAGGUCCGUUGGCCUCGGUGGCCUGUGCCAAGCUGGGGAACAGGGUUACUUCCAUAGUGGGGGCGCUUUUAGUCAGCGCCGGCUUUCUCUCCAGCAUAUUUGCCACCAGCGUUAUCUACCUUUACAUUAGCAUGGGGUUAGUUGUUGGUCUCGGGUUUGCUCUGCUUUAUCAGGCCUCCUCUGUUGUAACAGUGACCUAUUUCCGAAAAAGACUGGCAACUGCAUAUUCUAUUGGACGCUCUGGCAUGGGUCUGACCUUUGCCCUCGCUCCUUUCACUCAGCUGCUUUUGGAUCAGUAUGCUUGGCAGGGAGCUCUGUUGAUUUUGGGAGGUUUAAUGCUGAACCUUGUGGCUUCUGGGAUGCUUUUGCGGCCCAUUAACAUUAGACCUCCAGCUUCACCCUUGUCAAACUCCACCCUUCGUCAGGCUGGGUCAGAGAAAGAUCCUCUUAAGAACAAUAUGAAUGGCAACACGCCUGUGUCCAAUGGCACUUCUAUAAUGGACAGCUCAUCCACCAAUCACAGGGACACACUUAUAAUAGAGAACCCAGCUCAUGAGCAGAACUCUCUUCCACAUCCGGAACUCAAAAAGUCCAUCCAGAAUGGGGUGAACGGAACGGAUGGCAGCCAAGUUAAAACGUCCCCUGAGAUGAAUGGGGUUUCUCCCGUGGAUGCGUUACUUGAGAACAGCAAAACAGAAACUCUUCCUGAAAACCCCCAAAAAGUGCUGGACUUCUCGCUCUUGAAGAACCCUUUCUUUUGCAUCUACACCUGGUCGCUAGUCUUCAGUCAGCUGGCUUAUUUUAUCCCUUACUUCCAUUUGUCUGCAAGGGCCCGGAACCUGGGCAUCGACCCCAUGGAUGCUUCCUUCAUCAUCUCUGUGGCUGGUAUAACAGAGACAAUGUCCCAACUUGCAUCUGGUUGGGUGACAGACAGGAAUCUAGUUAACAAAUAUCACUACCAUAAGACCUACCUGAUCCUGUGUGGUGUGGUCAAUCUUCUCUCCCCUCUGGCCACCUCCUACAUCUUGCUCAUGGUCUACGCUAUCUUCUUUGCCAUCUUUUGUGGGGGGUACAUGGCCCUACUACUUCCUGUGCUGGUGGACUUGGUGGGUUCUGAAAAGCUGAACAACUCGAUGGGGUUCUCAAUGUUCUUUGUGGGGCUUGGAUGUCUUACAGGUCCUCCUCUUGCAGGCUUCCUGUACGACUACACACAGACCUACGACUGCUCCUUCUACCUGGCAGGUGCGUGUUACCUGUUAUCAUCAGUUUCUCUUUUUCUCGAGCCUCUGGCAAGACGCUGGCAAGCCCGAAAGAAACGGCUGGAGACGAUGAGUGAAGAAUUGAUGUGGAAUAAUGGCUGUUUCUGCCCAGCACCUCAGAGGAAUGGUGUCGUAUAAUAAAGAAAAUAAACUCAAAGCCAUUUUACUUUCCACCAUGCCAUGUGGUUCUGAUCGGAAGAGAACCUGACCUGAACAUUUGGCGGGACCACAGUGUGGCAAGCAAAUGAAUGUUUAUUUGAAUAAAGAGACCAAUAAAUGAAUCCUUGAGGACACUACAAUGCAAACUAUUUUGUUAGUGGGUGAGUGAGAAUGGAUUUUGUUCAGUUGGUUUGAUAUAUAAACAAAUAGUAUGUUUCCCUCACCGCAAUCUUUAAUGACAAUCAGAUCAGCACAAGAACAAAAUGAAGUCUUUAUCACCACAUAUGCAUUUAUUUUCCAACACAUUACGAAUCAGGAUCUUCCUUCACUAGAAAGUUACUUGAAAGCUUCCACUGACAUAUUUUACUCGCUUAGGCAAAUGAACUAGAACUAAAAUAAGGGUAUUUUGUCAGAUGGUGAUGGGUCUAUGCAAUAAGCCUAAGAUGGCUGCUUCUUCUGUGAGUCCCCAUUUUGAGCAUUUAAUGUCUGUUGAUGUGUAUCAGUUGCUAUGAAGCUGUGUAAAUGACUACACAACGGCUGAAAACAACAUAGAUUUUGUUUUGCCGUCAGUGCCCCAAGUGGAAUACAUUUGGGUGCAGAAUAUUCCAGACAUGGACUUUUCUUCUCACUGGUGCCAAAUCACUCACACUGUCAUUCACUACUGACAACAACCAAGAGAUUUGCUGGAACAAGUGAAUAUUCUUCUGAUGCUAAUGAGCCAAGUGUUGCAAGAAUUAGGUCAUUUGGCUUGUGGGUUCAUGUGUACCUGUACAAGAGGCCCAGAUGGCGAGCCUGUGUGGAGAGUUUCUCAAAAGUGCAAAUCCCUUAUACUUAUUGUAUUUUUUUAUUUUUGCUGGGUAAUCUGCACUAUGUUUAUCGCCACUCUUUGCCUUUGUACUCAAUGACUGUGCUAAAUAUCAUGUAAUGAGAGCCAAAGAUGCAAUAGAAAUGUAAUUGAACGAUCUAUGCCGAAAUACAGUCUAGUUGUUGUUGUUGCUGGCACGUUAGUUCCCUCAAGAAGUUGUGCGUGAGCUGUUGCCCUCUAGAGGCACUGAUGAUGUACUGCUACUGGAAUGUUCUAUCAAUUAACAUGCAAUCUAUGUUCUGGAAUGUCUAGUUCUUUCCUUUCAUCAGCAAGUAAAUACAAACAGUAUUUCCUAACAAGAAUGAGCAAGACUUAUGCAACUGUGACCAUUUAACGAAUAAGCACAUCACAAAGAUAAGAACAGUAUGCCACGCUCUGGACAUUAUUUGUUUUUUUUGUUGUUGCAGAAAGCAUUUUUAUCACUCUUAAUUGUUUAAUAAAAGCAAGUUUCUUUGGAGAAAUGGGUUAGAAAUGUCUGGAAAUGUUGUAUAAAUUGUCUGUAAACUCAAAAACUAGCCUUAAAGACACAGUUAAAGGUA